This is a messenger RNA of Lipotes vexillifer (Yangtze River dolphin), 764 nucleotides long. RefSeq names its product triggering receptor expressed on myeloid cells 2. The record is from RefSeq and is a predicted model, not a curated record. Lineage: Eukaryota; Metazoa; Chordata; Mammalia; Artiodactyla; Lipotidae. The transcript has 5 exons. Gene Ontology annotation, cellular component: cell surface. Gene Ontology annotation, molecular function: signaling receptor activity. Bases 72 to 764 code for a protein of 230 amino acids.
CUGCAUUUCAAGGGAAAGACGAGAUCUUGCACAAGGCACCCUGCGUCUGUCCUCCACAAGGGAAGGGUGACAUGGAGCCUCUUGGGCUGCUCAUCUUGCUCUUUGUCACAGAGCUAUCCCGAGCCCACAACACCACGGUGUUCCAGGGCAUGGCAGGCCAGUCCCUGAGGGUCUCCUGCCCCUACAACUCCUUGAAGCACUGGGGGAGACGCAAAGCCUGGUGCCGCCAGCUGGGUGAAGAGGGCCUGUGCCAGCAGGUGGUCAGCACUCACCCCUCGUGGCUGCUGUCCUUCCUGAAGAGGCACAAUGGGAGCACGGCCAUCAUGGACGAUGCCCUGGGUGGCACACUCACCAUUACGCUGCGGAAUCUUCAAGCCCACGACGCUGGCCUCUAUCAGUGCCAGAGUCUCCAUGGUAGCGAGGCCGACACCCUCAGGAAGGUCCUGGUGGAGGUGCUGGCUGACCCCCUUGAUUACCAGGACCCUGGAGAUCUCUGGAUCCCUGAGGAGUCCGAGAGCUUUGAGGAUGCCCAGGUGGAGCACAGCAUCUCCAGGAACCUUUCUGAAGAGGAGAGCCCCUUCCCACCCAUUUCCAUCCUUUUCCUCCUGGCCUGCAUCUUUCUCAGCAAGCUUCUGGCAGCCAGCGCUCUCUGGGCUGCUGCCUGGCAUGGGCAGAAACGGAGGACACCCCAUGCCAGUGGGCUGGACUGUGGCCAUGACCCAGGUUACCAGCUCCAAACCUUGACAGAGCUGAGAGACACGUGA